UCACUCAAUCGUUUUGCACAUCACCCGUUUUUAGUGUCAUGACAAUCUUAAGGAAAUGCUGCCACACCCUUCCCAGCGCCAUUGACAGACUUAAGAGAAGCUCUUUUCGCGGCAGGGGCUUGGUUCCACAUGGCAUAGUUGUGUUUUUGAUGGCACUUUCUCAAAUGAUCUCGAUUGUGGGAGGAGAACAGGAUGCACGAUGCUUCUUAGACGGUGGGGGAGCCACCGAAAGUUUCUUCAUCAAGGAAUCUCUUUCCGUUGGUAGCCUUCUUGGGACCUUACGAGUCAUCGGCGAAAUUGAUAAAGAUAUUAAGUUGACUCUGGAAGACGAUGAAGAUGUUCCCAUUGCCGUGGAGGAGAGCACAAAAAAUGUGAUUCUCACCAAAGCUCUCGAUAAGGAAGGCGUCUCUGGCCCUUCUAGUGUGAUUGUCGAUGUGAUUUGUCAGAGAUUGAAUACCGAGGACCCCGAUUUCACCAUUCCAAUCAACAUCAGGGUCACGGAUGUAAACGACAAUGCACCGACUUUCAAAGGCGGACCUUAUAGCCUGAACAUUUCAGAACUCACCUUAGUUGGAUCUGCCAUCUUUACCCAGAUUAUGGCCGAAGACCAAGACCAACCUGGCCCAUUCUCAACCAUUGAAUACUCAAUUGUAGAUGGUCAAUUCUCUGAUCAUUUGACAUUUUUAAACCCUUUGGAAGGGACACUUUACCUGGCCAAACAAUUGGACUAUGAAACCACCAAGUCUUUUGAAGUGCGCCUCGUGGCCAGGGACCAAGGAUCUCCCCCUCAAGAGAGUGAAUCCAUUCUUCGAAUCAACGUUCAAGAUGCUGACGAUCAAAAUCCGAGUUUUUUCUACGAAAGUUAUCACGCUUUACUACCGGAGACCAACACUCAAGGGCAAAAGCUUAUGGUCCAGCCCCAAGACUUGAGAGCCUUCGACAAGGACCAAGGCCUGGGAUCGCCCUUGUAUUACUCGUUUAAUGCCAAUUCCGACGAGUACAAGUACUUUGAGUUGAAUCGCAAUUCCGGCCAUAUCUACAUCAAAUCAGACAUUCCCGAUGAUGAAUUCUUGCGCCCGGUUACCCUGAUCAUUAAAGCCACCCAAUUUGAUAACCUGGACCGAUAUGCCAUCACAACAUUGACAGUGUCUCGAGGGGGUAUCUUUGAUAGCGCACUGCAGUUUCUACAAAAGAGCUACGAUGUCAGGAUCCUGGAGAAUGUCCCCCUCAAUAGUGUGAUACUGACUCUUUUGACAAACAAGCCGUCGGAUCGAAGAGUCCAUUUUGACAUUGAGUUGUCCGAUUUGCCGGACAAAGAGUUCAGCGUUAGCCAAAGAGGGGACAUCAAAGUGCGGAAAGUCUUGGAUUUCGAACAAGUUGAAAAUUACUCGUUCAUUGUUCAUGCCAAUGAUGGGCGAAACAAUGACUCUGCCAGAGUGAAUGUGACCGUCCUGAAUAUCAACGAUUGGGAUCCAAGAUUCAAGUAUCCCCAAUACGAGUUCUUUGUGUCCCGAGAGGAUGCUUUUCCAGGCUUUAUUUUGGGUCGUCUUGAAGCGCAUGACGGAGACAAAGGUGACAAAGUGACUUUGGAACUCAAGGGACCACACGCUCGAUUGUUUCGAAUCAAUUCCAGGGCCGAACUCGCCAUACAAGACAUGAAGUACCUGAAUGGAACCGAUGCCCACUUGGUGGUUGUGGCUGAGGACUCUGGUAUUCCACCCCGUUCCUCGUCCGUGCCAGUUGCGGUCCAUUUUCCCUCAGGGAUCGUGUCAGGUCUCGAAGGGACCAAACUGAAUCAAGUUCAAGUUAUGAUGGGAUUAGCUUUAGGCCUGGUUCUCCUGUUUAUUAUCAUCAUCUCCCUGAUGGUUUAUAUUUGCAAGCACAAGCGAAAAUAUUCCAGAACCAGUCCCCCAGGGAGCAGGGACAACAUCAUGGUCCAGAAGACGCAUAUGAACCCGCUUCAGAAUGGCCACAAUCAUCCGCCUUUAUUAUUGCGUCGGCCUGAGCCCAAUCCCAAGCUCAUUUUCAAUGACCGACCUCACUCGAACAUAUCGGACCGAGCCAGUAGCGAAGGCAACCUCGCCACAAUUCAACUCAAGUCCAAUGGUUAUGAGGAAACCAACCGACAUAUCAAUCGUACCCAUGAAAGAUCAGCAGACGGAGGAGGAAGUGUUAUUUUGAAUCCUCUCAAUCCUCGGAGCGCCAGUCAGCGAUACGGCAAAAACCGCAUCAUCCGCAUCUCACAUUCCCCUAUGCCUUUGUACUCCACCUUAGGCCAAGCAAAUCAUGCCAGCUCCACCCCACCUCCACCCACCCCGUCCAUCCACUCAAACGGGUUGCCCUCCCGAAAUUUGUCGUCGCCAUCAUCUUCUACACGGAGUUCAAAUGUCAAUACCAGGAUCAGUUCCCAUCCUGAUGGGGCCGAGCCCAAGCACCACGGUAGCUCCGCCAGUGUCAUUUCAGGCAGCUCCGUGUCCACUCAAAUAUCGAAGGAUUGGUUUGACACCUACGCAUCGAAUAAGAGAUCGUUGACCGAAACGCUGAAACAUUCGUCUUAUCGUGACCUCAGUCGAAUUGAAUGGCCUCGAAAUUCGAUCCCCCGGCGAGUGAAGAAACUAUCCUGGGAUGACGAAAUGUAUCGGGAUCGGGACAUCUCUACCUUAACGGAUCCAAAUUGCAGUGUCACGCCUUUGGAGCAACAAUCAAGCGAAAACAUUCAUUUGGGCAGGGCCAUCUACUUUUGAAGGCACCAAGCAGAAAUCGCUUUGUGAAAGUACAUGGAGGUUGGGAAUGUCUUGCCAUUGUGUCCAAUUUCAGAACUUCAGUUAGGUACAAUGCUGAAGGCGGACGGAUCAAUGAAUGCCCGCUUGUGAAUGCGUCUGUGAGAUACUCUGAGUGUUUAGCAUUGAACAACACUAACAGGAAGAAGUGACUGGCGGAUUUGGUUCAGACAUUGUCACGAUCUCCUAAUGAACUCCUGGACCGAUCAAGUGAGCUAGUACUACUACUUGAUGGAAGAUCUUUAGUGCCUAAUGAGAUUGGAUUUACCACCAUCUACUGCUUCUGUGCCUGCAACCACCAAAGUGCAAAGGCCAGAGGGGAUCAUUAUUUCACUGAGAAAUUAGCGAAUGUUAAACUGGCUGUGAUGGUUUUUCUCCUUGAUGAGUAGUCUCACCAAUUUGGGAUGUAACGAAAUAUUCCUGGAAAGGGACUCAAGAACUCUUUUGUCUUUGCCUUUUUAUCGAAUUGAUAGUGAAUAGAUGUCAUUUUUUGAUUUACCGUUUCAAAAGGUCCCAUGAGUUUAAAAGGCUGGGUCAAAGAUCUGGUAGUUGUGAUUCAUCAAAUAAUUUAAGCCAUUGAAAAGGCAGAAAACAUGGAAAUUCCUGUCAGGCUCUUACCUUUUGUUCGAAUCUGUUGGAAUGAACACGUCUGUUUGUUUUAGAUUCAUCUUAGGCCCAAACAAAACAGUUCAUAAGAGUAACAAAGUCUGUCCAAAAUAGUAUCCUUACUAAUAAAGAGAUUGGAGUUUUCCCUCAAGCAGUUCAUUGAAGACAAGGUUGCAACGCUAUUCAACCUCCUUGAAAUAAGAUGGCUUUAAAAUUUCACCCAAAAAUUGCUACCUUUUGCAAGAGAAGUUUCGUGGUCCUAGGGAUUAUGGAGGAGGAACAACAGACUUUUGAAAAGAGCGCCAUUCGGAUCCCACCCCCGUAAAGAUGGAAAGUUUGAAAUGCCAUGAGCCAUUGAAGGUAAUGAUGUAACAGAAGAAACGGGUGCAUUGUUCGAAAUCCAGGAGAUGUAGUGUCAAAGUUAAAAAACGUAUAAAUAGCCCGAUGCUACAAGUAAGUUUAGAUUGGAAUUAUUCAAGGAUCCUUGACUCAUUCUUUUGACCUGGAUCCUGUCGAAAAAGCAGAAGCGUGCUGUGGUUAAGAUCAGGAAAGAAGUAGGUGUCUCGAGUAUUGCCUAUUUGACGGAUCCCAAUCAUUAUAUUUAUCACGCCUAGCUCCGCUUUUCCCUAUGGCUCUUGAUGAAAUGGUGAAAAGGUGUUCCUUCUCACCCCUCUUUUGACUUAGAACGUUGGUUUGCAUGUUGGCCUCCAUUUCCCGGUACGGCGACCUCCCUCUCCCCCUAAGACCUGAACUCCGGCUUUCCGGCAGCCAAAAUCACGCAACGGUGUAGAGAUUUUGAUAACAUUCUUUUAUAUCCAUUGAUAGAGGGAGCCAAAAAAGUUUUGAAGUUACAGGGUGAUAAGUAGACCUCGAAAAAUAAAAAGUUAAAACCUGAAAAAAAGUA
Tigriopus californicus is the source of this 4290-nucleotide messenger RNA. RefSeq names its product protocadherin beta-12-like. Gene Ontology annotation, biological process: homophilic cell-cell adhesion. The coding region runs from base 39 to 2744 and encodes 901 amino acids. The record is from RefSeq and is a predicted model, not a curated record. Gene Ontology annotation, molecular function: cadherin binding; calcium ion binding. Gene Ontology annotation, cellular component: plasma membrane; catenin complex. The transcript is spliced from 2 exons. NCBI's taxonomy places the organism in Eukaryota, Metazoa, Arthropoda, Copepoda, Harpacticoida, Harpacticidae.